Molecule: messenger RNA, 6971 nt
Organism: Dicentrarchus labrax (European seabass)
Lineage: Eukaryota; Metazoa; Chordata; Actinopteri; Moronidae
Gene: mcm3ap
Product: minichromosome maintenance complex component 3 associated protein
Exons: 29
Coding region: 226-6534 (2102 amino acids)
Biological process (GO): mRNA export from nucleus
Cellular component (GO): cytoplasm; transcription export complex 2; nucleus
Molecular function (GO): RNA binding
Source: RefSeq, a predicted model, not a curated record
GUGAGGUCGCAACGCUGGCAAUGGCGGAACGGAUGAUCGGACACCUAAAGAGGCGUCGGACCGGAACCGGAUGUAGCCAAAUGUGCUUGAACUGAACAACAAAAAAAAAACAUCGCAAACAUUAACAGAGCAAGGGUUUACAGAUCGUCUGCGGGGGGUGGGGAUGAGAAACAUUUACGUCAACAAAUAACCAAAAGAUACUGAACAUCCGCUGACAUUUGCGCCAUGAAUCCGUCCAACCCGUUUGGCAGUCCACAAGGUGGGGCUUUCCAAGCUCCCAACAACACCAUGAAGACUGGUUUGUUCCCCUCAUUUGGACAACAAAACCCAAGCAACCAGCCCCAGCCUAUGGGCUUCUAUCAGCCGUCAGCGUUUGGACAGCCAUCUGCCUUAAAUCAGCCCCCACCUCAUGGAAAUACCAUCUUUGGACAGGCCCCUGCCUUUGGACAGUCCACGCAGCCCCCCUCGCUGCCUACAGUGAGCCAAGCUCCAGCAUUUGGGCAGCCGUCACUAGGGAUGAGCUCAGGCUUUAGUAGUAACCCUGCGCCGGCUUUUGGACAGACAAGUGGAUCGAACCAGAGUUCGGUCUUUGGGCAGACCCCUGCAUUCGGACAGCCCUCUGCAUUUGGGCAGGCUCCGGGAUUUGGCCAACAGCCACCUGGGUUUGGGAACACCCAGAUGGUGUCCGGCUCCACCGCUGCCAUAGGCCAACCGCAGCCACUGGGUUUUGGACAGUCUGUGUUCGGACAGCCGUCAUCUACCACCGUCACCACCAGUGUAUUUGGCGCGGGUCAGAGUGUGACCCAGAGCAGAGGCUUUGCACCAUCAAAGUUCAGUUUCAAGCCAGCCACUGAGGCUCUGUUCAAACCCAUCUUCAGUGCCAGCCCUGAGCCCGCUAACCCUCAAACUACUUCAAUGUCCAGCUCACCUUUUAGCAGCAGCGUGUCCCAGAUGACCUCUAGCAGCAGCAGCACCACCACCACCACCACCGGCUUCCCCCUAUUACCUGGUGCUAAGUCUGGGACGCUGGGUUUCAGUUUCUCACAGCCGGCUGCAGCUCCCUCGAUCUCUACUCAGAACAAUCCACUAACAAGUGGCAGCAGCACCGGCCCCUCCAACAAUCUGCAGUUCACCUUUUCCCAGCCAGCUGCCCUCUCCAGCUCCAGCACUCAGGCAUCCGCCACCCAGCCCACCACCCCGUCGUCUUUCAGCUUUUCAGCCAAAGCCCCCGAGCCCCAAGCAACACCCCUUUUUGGAGGAACCAAUUUUGGCCAGCCCCCACCUUAUGUAGACACCAACGCCAAAGCAGAGACUAAUACGGAUGAGAAAGGGAGCGGCAUUGAGAGUCUAGGAGACACAAAUGUAUUUGCACGAUUGGGCAAAGGCACCAAGCGCAAGGAAGAUCCAGCUGCCCCGAGCACUGGCCCGGAGACGCCUGUCACAGAGGAGGAGGUUCCAGCAGAAUCAGAUUCACCGAGACAUCCCUCAAAGAGGCCCCUGAUGAGGUCCCGCGGCCCACCAGUAGGCUUAUUUGGCAGGGCACUGAAUGCGCUCCGUAGAGAUGGCCCUAACCCAGCGAGGCGUGAGGACACAAAAGACACUCCGCAGGAAGCGUUGACGCAGGAGGAGACAGAGAGGGAAGAUGUCCAAGCUAAGAGUGACAACCUACCUGCUGCACAACCCAUAACGCAAACACUGACCUGGGAUGUGCAGGAAAAAGAGCAAGAAUCAGACUCCGCAAGGCCCCCGGAUCCGAAGCUCGAAACCACCACCCCUGUGAAACGUAGCGUACGCACGGAGAGCUCAGAGAGCCUGGGCGGCAUGUCUCCCACUGACUGCACCACCAUCAUGUGCAGGAAUGUUCCUCCAGCCUUCAACAAGAAGGACAUCAUCGAGAAGCACUUUGGUCGCUUCGGCAAAGUCGGCAGAAUCAUCUGCAAGCCUCCCAGGAACCAGGCCGUAGUACACUUCAAUGACCAUGCAUCAGCGGCCAAAGCAAAGAAGAAAGGCAAAGUCCUCCGUGGACAAGAACUCCUUCUCUUGUGGCAGAGAAAGAAGCAGAGUCCAGGUGACAAAGGGAGUAGGCCUGCAACGGGAGCAGCAGAGGGAGAAAGUCAGGAGCACGCAGAGUCCAAAGCCACUUCCUCCCCACUCAAAAGACCUUCACUCGUAGCUCCUGCACUCACCUCCACGAUGGCCUUCAGCCGCAGCUCUCCGGUGAAGAAGUCGUCAUUUGCCAAGGCGCUGCAGUUUGACACCGAAGUCCAGAAAGACAGCAGCACUGAAGCCCAGAGCUCAGAGCGCCCUGUCCCCUCCUCCCUCCUCCACCUCCUUGGCCAGGUGGCUGAGACCGCAGAGGACAAGUACCGCCUCCUGGAGCAGAGAGACAAGAUCCUGCGUCAAGGUCGGCCCAAGAGGACGGACUUAGACCUGUCUAAGGUGUUUGUGGGGACAUGUCCUGACAUGUGUCCAGAGAAGGAGAGGUACAUGAGGGAAACACGGAAACAGCUGAGCAUAUUCGAGGUCAUCCCGGAUUCUGAGAUGGUGGAUCACGCAGCAGCCAUCAAGGAGUACAGCCGCUCAUCAGCCGACCAGGAGGAGCCCCUGCCUUACGAGUUGCGCCCCCUGCCUGUGCUCAGCAUGACCAUGGACUAUCUAGUGACUCAGAUCAUGGACCUGGGCCAUGACAACUACCGGGACUGGUAUGACUUUGUCUGGAACAGGACCCGUGGCAUCCGCAAGGAUAUCACCCAGCAGCAUCUGUGCUGCCCACACACGGUGUCGCUGAUCGAGAAGUGCACACGCUUUCACGUGCACUGCGCUCACCACCUCUGCGAGGAGCACAUCUCAACUUUCGACGCCAAGAUCAACAACGAGAACAUGACAAAAUGCCUCCAGAGUCUCAAAGAAAUGUACCAGGACCUCGCCACGCGUAACAUCUACUGCUCCCGGGAAGCAGAGUUUCGCCUGUACAACGUGCUGCUGAAACUCAACGACGGUGACAUCCUACGUGAGGUGCAGCAGUUCCGUGACGAGGUGCGCAAUUCCCCGGAGGUGAAGUUUGCCGUGCAAGCAUUCACUGCAGUGAACAGCAACAACUUUGUGCGCUUCUUCAAGCUGGUGAAAGGAGCCUCCUACCUCGCCAGCUGCCUUCUACACAGAUACUUCAAUCAGGUCAGAGCUAAGGCCUUGAAGACCUUGAACUUGGCUCACACCGUGGGUCCGCGAUCAACUGCGUUUCCACUUGAGGACAUAGUUCGCAUGUUAAUGUUCCGCAACGCUGCAGAGGCGACUGACUUCAUCCAGCAGUACGGCCUCAAUGUCAACGAUGAUCUGGUAGAGCUGAGUCGGGUAGCCUAUCAGGAGCCAGAUCUGCCUCUAUCCCAGAAGAAGUCAGAGGUCAUCCUCUCAAAGAAAACAGUGUUGAUUGGAGAAGUGGUGAAUGGAGGCCCCCUCCCUAUUCUGCCCCAUCACAACCCUGUCUGCAGCUUUGACUCCCAGAACAAGUACCGUGGGGAAGGCCCUCUGGCUGAGCCCACUGCGAGCCAAUAUAAAGCUGUUGCUGCCAAGGUGAAUGCUGAGUUGCUGACACAGGCCGUGUCGGUCAAGGACCAUGGCAUGGCCCAUGCGUUUGGGAUGCCUCCAACUGUUACAGAUGAGACCGGAGAGCCCAGCGAACCGUAUCACAGCUCGGCCCACCCUGCUGAUGCUCAGCAGCUGUUCCAGCCGAUAUCUCAACCUCAGCCUGUCAAAUCAGCAUCUCCUCCACCCAAACCUCAGCCGGUGUACAGCAAUGAGGACGUUAUGGCUGUACUGGACUGUGUGAUUGAAGAGGUAGUUGAAUCAGCGGUGAGGGAGGUAGCCGAUGCUGGUGCCAGCUACGCCACCACAGCUCUCGCGGAGAGCAGUGUGCAGGCAGAGACUCUGGUGAGUGAGGUGUUGGGACAGAUGCUGCAGGAGAUGUCCUCCGCUGAGAUCAAGCUGGAACAGGAGCGUGUUACUGAAGAGAAACGCAAGGUUGAAGAAGCCAGGAGGAGGCAGGAGCAUGAGGCCUUCCUGGUUCAUUUCAGCUUCUCUCUCUGCACCGAGAUCAUCCAUGAAGUUUUGGAUGAGUCCAUCAAGGAGACCGCCACCUCUGAGAUCCAACGGGCAGUGAAUGAGAAAGCAGACCGUGUGGCUAAAUGCACAGAACAGGUCUGUAUGAGUCUCGUUGAGGAGACUUUGAAUGCAGACAUCGCUCUGUUAGUUGAAGAUAUCCUUGAAGCUGAGCUGCAACGCAUCCACAAGUACAUCAAAAGGUGGCGUGAUGUGGUAGCAGUACGUCGGCAGCUAAAGAGACAGAUGAGAGGUUUCCCUGCAGCUCCUUGCUGCGUGGACCCUCGAUUCAAACUGAAGGCUCUGGCUCCCAGCGCCCCAGCACAGCCCUCUAUGGCAGAUCUGGCCCGUGGUGUGGUCAACCUGGGAAACGCCGGCACCUUGGCCCUCUCCAGCACCAGGUUGUUGAAAAUGAGACAAGAAGUCAUCCACCAGAUGAGAGUCCACUACUACUAUCAGCUCCUGCUCGAUGAGACAGUGUGGGCACCUCUCGACCUGCCAGCACUAGUGACAGAAAGUAUCUCCAACCCCCCUGACCGAAUCUUCUGGAAAGCUGUUCUCCUCUUGCCGAGCGACCACGAGAGUGUCGCGAGCCUGUCAGACAGGAUCCUGUCAGACUGGCUGGAGGUGAAGCUUAGUGGUGGCAAGGAGUCAGAGGCAAGUGAGGAGCAGCUUGACGGGACACUGCAGACUCUCUGUGUCACCAACACACUCCAGGAAAAAGAACACCACAUUCACAAAGUCCACGUCUGCGUCAAGGCGUCCCGAGGCCCUCUGACUGAAGACGGCCUGUCCAAAAUGGAGGACUGCUGUGAGCUCCAUGGGACGGGAGCUCUGAUCACGUUGCUCCCCGCCCUCCCCAUCGUUGAGCCUGGGCAAGAAGAACAGGAUGUACCUCUGCUGUCAGCCCUGCUUCAGCUUAAACAGCUACAGCAGGCCAGCACCUGGCACUGCCCACUGCCUCUGGUCAUCUUGGUGCCAGGGCCGCAGGGUGGCACUGGUGAUAUUCAGAAACUUGAAGAAGCCCUGAUGCUGCACACACUGGUCAAGGAAGGCCUGAUAUCGGAGUACACAUUCCUCUUCAUACCACAGACCACAAGUGACCUACAGGGAUCCAAACAGCUGAGCCAGGCUAUGCGUUGGCUGCUGGCCCGUGCUCCACCACCCUUCCCACUCUCCUGCCAGACUCUGGUGCAGCUCAUAGAGGCCAGAUUGAGUCGCGAGUUCAGUCCCAGAGUUUACGCUCACCGCCAGGAGCGUGCUGAUGCGUGUCUUCCUUCCGAAGAACCUGCGCCUAUCAUCAAGCUGUACAACGCCAUCCUGGCUCACAUUGCUGACACAGUGUCGUCGCAGGAGCUCAGCAGACUCUCGUGGCCGCCGAGCGAGUUCUGCCUGUCCGAUAACCGUGAGUUUGUCCCUCAUCUGGGCUGGAACUCUGUCCAGCACCUGGCCUGGCUACGCGAAGCCAUCCUCAGCCUGCAGCUGCCACAGUGGGAGCAGCUAUCAGUCACAGACUCAUGGUCUGAGCUCUGCUCCUCCAUCUUUCGCUACGCCGCUCAGAUCCCAGUUUCACGCCGCAGUCAGCCUCUCCUAAUGUCACGGCUGGAAAACCUUCUGGAAAGGGUCCGGCUAAAGGUUCACCAUUCCCGAAACCCCAGAUCCAAGGUAACUACGAGCAACUGGGGCGAUGUAGACGGGAAUUUGUGUCCAUCCUUCUGUCACAUUCCUUGGGACGACGUGCUGGUGAUCUGCAUCGACCACAAGCUGAAAGACUGGCAGAUUCCUGGAGCACCUGUCUGUGAAGACGCUGUGACGGAGGACGGGGAGAUACUGGUUUACUUCCCCACGGAGUCGUUGAAGGAUUUCCAGCCACCUGAGGAAUGGACCCAGGCUAUCAAGCAAACCCACAGGGAGAAGCAGCAAGAGAAGGAAGGGGCGAGUGCAGCUGCUUGUGCCACACCCACCAGUCUGUCCCUCAGACAGAGGUUGUUCCACAGCCUGAUGGAACCUCUCGAGGUCCCGACAUCCUCGCUGGAUAUCACGCACAUUCCCACAACACAAGAGCUUCUGGCCCACAAAGUCCUCCAGAGCUUAGAGGAGGAGAAGGCUGAAAGCAAAAGGACCAUGGAGCAGCUUCAACGCUGGCUGGAUGGGGACCCGGUGGAGCACUUGUCCACACCGCUUUUCGUUCCAUCCUCCACUCUGUUGUCCAUGCCCACAACAAUAACGCAUGCACCCGCUGCCAAGACUCGGGACGCCGCUCUCACACAGGAGUCAGAGCCUGAUGAUCUUUCAGACAGAGCAAACUGGACUAAAACCACACCUGUAUCUAUGGCAUGGCGACUGAAGGAGCUGGAGCGACAGAUUUUGGCGAGCCAAGAGGAAGAACUGGCGUGCAGACUGAAGCUGAGCGGGCUGCUGAGCAUUGUCGAUGACUGAUGAACUGAUGCAGUUCAAUAUUUUAACCAAUGACUAUACAGUUUUGCAAUUUCUUUUGAAAACUGAGGACAAUCUGUGACUCUGUUGAAGUCACAUUCACUGAUUGCAGCAGUGUGUGUCUUUAUUUUUUGUGUGUGUAUUGAAGUCUGGCUUUGUACAAUAGGAAAUGAAAAUCAAGAUUUUUACUCUAGUUUUAUUUCGUAACACAUUUAUGACUUGUAAAGGUGCGUGUGUGUGUGUGUGUGUGUGUGUGUGUGUGUCUCUAUAUACAGUGUCUUCACAUUUUUGUUGGUUUUUGCUCAAAUGUGAUAUGAUGCGGAGUGUGUUUGAAUCUCUAGAGAAGCUGCUUCUGUCUUCAGUGUUUGAACCUAUUUUUUUAUGUUAUGAAAUCCUCUAACUGAUAAAUAUUGAAUAAAAGUGUUUUUUUUUUACCCAUA